Molecule: messenger RNA, 462 nt
Organism: Candidozyma haemuli
Lineage: Eukaryota; Fungi; Ascomycota; Pichiomycetes; Serinales; Metschnikowiaceae
Exons: 1
Coding region: 1-462 (153 amino acids)
Source: RefSeq, a predicted model, not a curated record
AUGCCACCUAGGGUCCAGAACAAGGAUAUAUCUAGCGAUGCCGACGUAAAGUCAGCACCAAACUCAAGGUCGGCUAAUAAGGCUCGAAAUGCCGUGGCCGUUGCUGCCCAACAAGAACUUUUAUCCAAACACAUACACUCUAAUGGCCCUCAUGAUAGGCCCAAGGUGGACCCGCUAGAUUUUUUAAAUCUUCCAAAGGAAGCCUUAGAAGCGUACAACCGCAAAUAUUCUUUGAAUCUUUUGCCAAUUCAGACGACUAACGAAGAUAUUUUGCGUUCAGAGAUCGGCAAGAAGACUUACACUUCGAAGAGGUCGGCUCAAAUGCUAAGGAUUUCAAAGCCAGAAGUUGCAUCUCAUUGCCAGAAGCACUUUUUAGGAGCCCCAUGCCGUGAAAAUGAGAUCAUUUCAAGUUUUUUGUACAAGGUUAGAAACGAAGACAAAGAAUUCAAGCUCAGCUUCUGA